UCUAUUCAUUAAAAUUAUUCUUAAUUUAACAGGGAAAAUGGAAAAUUAUGGAUGCCGACUACUCGAAGUUUGAUAUGUUCAGAUCAUUUUGUAGGAAACAUACGAUCUAAAGAUCCACAAAGUCCAUCUUAUAUUCCAUCUAUUUUUCCAAAAAUGUACAAUAAACCUAAACCCAAUACUGAUCAACAAAUUAAUAGAUACAACCGUUCUAGAAAUCGGUCAGAAUUAAGAAAUAGUAAAGCUAUGAAUGAUUCUACCAUCAACACAUUUGAUGUUGAUAUUACUGAUAUUAAUGUAGACCAACAUUCUAAUUUAAACACUAAAUGUGAUGUUAGUACCUAUUCAGCAAUCAGUGUGUUAUUUAGAAUCAAUCCUUCUACAGUUUCAAGAAUAUUUACUGAAUGUCUUCAUUUUUUAAGUUCAAAGACUAAAGACUUUAUUUUUUGGCCCGAUAAAUAUUCAGUAAAACAAUGUUUACCUGAAGCUUUUAAAAUAAAUUAUCCAGAUUGCAGAUGUAUUAUUGAUUGUACUGAAGUUAAGGUCGAGCAACCAAAUACUGUAGAACAACGGGUUUAUUUAUAUUCAAGAUAUAAAAGUAGUUAUACAAUAAAAUUUCUUGUGGCAAUCAACCCAAAUGGAAUGAUUUGUUUUGUUUCAAAAUGUUAUGGUGGUAGGUCAAGUGACUCAUAUAUUACAAACGAUUCAGGAUUUUUAAAAAAAUUAGAACCCGGUGAUCAGGUACUUGCUGACAAAGGGUUUCCUGGCAUACAAACUGAAAUUGAAAAUAGUAACAGUAUUUUAAUUAUGCCACCAAUAUUGCAUAAUGGCCGUUUUUCCGAGACAGAAAUACUGGAAACAUAUAGUAUAGCUAGUGUUCGUAUACACAUUGAAAGGGUCUUUGCACGAAUGAAAAUGUAUGGUAUCCUUAAUAAAUUAAAAAUUAACCUUCUUCCCCAUGUUGAUGAUAUUGUACAUAUAUGUUGCGUUUUAACCAAUCUGCAAUUACCUAUAAUUAAGUCUUAA
Molecule: messenger RNA, 1023 nt
Organism: Myzus persicae (green peach aphid)
Lineage: Eukaryota; Metazoa; Arthropoda; Insecta; Hemiptera; Aphididae
Exons: 1
Coding region: 52-1023 (323 amino acids)
Source: RefSeq, a predicted model, not a curated record